AUGCAGUCUCGACUGGUUGAACUUGUCAUGCAAAUUCCAUGCUGCUUGUUCGCCCGCUGCUACGUCGAUAAGAACGUUCUCCCUCUCAUCCUUCUGAUAAUGAUGACGGCGCGAGACGCCGGCGCGCCCAACAAUGGCACCGCUUCCCGUUUUCAUCGCAACAGAGAGACGGUCCUCUCCGAAACCAAAGAUAUUUACCCCCAUGAUCGCGAAACAGUGCUCGAGGCAGUAUAG
Molecule: messenger RNA, 234 nt
Organism: Sporothrix schenckii 1099-18
Lineage: Eukaryota; Fungi; Ascomycota; Sordariomycetes; Ophiostomatales; Ophiostomataceae
Exons: 1
Coding region: 1-234 (77 amino acids)
Source: RefSeq, a predicted model, not a curated record